AAAAUGAGGGCUGACGCGUCGCUUUUAAGCUCAGUGGGUGCCGUGACUUGCUUUACUAAAUUCCCCACAUUUUCACUCUUCAACCUAAAAUCAUACACCAUUUGUACUUACAACAUACAUGUGUGUAUCUGUGUGUAAUUAUAUAUAUAUAUAUAUAUAUAUAUAUAUAUAUACAGAGUACACUCAUAUAAUUAUAAUAGUCGUUUAGAUUAUACAAUCGAUUAUGUUUAGAUCAUUCAGAUUUGUUUCCUUUAUAUGUAGUCGAGCGUAAUCAGUAUGUCCCCAAAGCUCGAAUUUUAUGCAGAUAAUCGGAAGCAGUCAAUGCCGUUGGAUCUAAUCUUCUGUUGCCCUCGAAGUUCGAUUCUGAUUUCAACGGAUAGUCAAUAAUUACAAUCGCAAUUUCAGGCAAUUUCUCUAGAUGAACGAUGAAAAACAGGAUAGAGAAUGACGUCCUAUGCAAAUUGCACGCAGUUUAGUUGUAUUCAUCUCGAGAAAGACAGUAAAACAAGAUGAUUUCUGAAAAAUUGAUGGGAGAAACAUCGUUUCAUCAGGAUUUUGAGUCUUUGAGCGUGUCAAAACGUCUUGUCAGAAGUGUUAGCCAGAAGUUGAAAAAGAAGAUUCAUAGAAAUGAAGCUGAGGAAGAGGAUCAUAGAAGGGGGGUUUCCUUGAGUUGUCUCACUCUUUAUGGUAGGGGUGGUGGUUGCAAAGUAGGCGCUGACACAAGUGAAGAGUUUGGGGAUUCAGGCGGUAGAAGAUGGUCAAGCGCCAGUGAAGAAGGAAAAGGAUACACAAAUAUAUGUGGGACUGAGGAAACUGCUGUGGAUUGCUUCUCAUAUGGCAUGAAGGAGAGGUUCUGGAAGAGGAAUAACAAAAAGGGCCUAGAGAUUGAAGAAUCACCACAAAACAGUAGAAUGCACGUGUUUCUUCCAGAUGACAUUCUGGAAAUGUGCUUGGUAAGACUCCCGCUAACUAGUCUCAUGAAUGCUCGCCUUGUGUGCAAGAAAUGGAGAAACUUGACUACAACUUCUCAGUUCAUGCGGAUGAGACGGCAAGGUUUGUAUCAGAGUCCAUGGUUGUUUUUGUUUGGUAUUGUUAAAGAUGGCUAUUGCCCUGGAGAGAUACAUGCACUGGAUGUCUCUCUUAACCAAUGGCAUCGAAUAGAUGCUGAAGUUCUCAAGGGAAGGUUCUUGUUCUCUGUUGCCAGUUUCCAGUACGAUGUUUAUGUAGUUGGAGGUUGUUCUAGUUUGACAAACUUUGGGAAGGUGGACAGGAGCUCGUUUAAGACACAUAAAGGUGUAUUGAUCUUUAGCCCCUUGACUAAAUCGUGGCGUAAAGUUGCAUCCAUGAAGUAUGCAAGAUCAACACCCAUUUUAGGAAUUUCUGAGGUCAGUUCGGAAUGUUUUAUUGCCCGAAAUCAGCAAAAUAGGCAAGAGAGACGCUUCCCCCGAUCACGAGUUGGUGGGGUGUCAGAUGUUUAUGAGGAUCCUCACAGGCUUUCUGUAAGACGUCAAUUCAGAAAUUCUCAUGAUGAAAAUGAGAUUUCGUUGUUGGCCAAUGUAAAGACUUCCAAGUUUGUCAAACAAAAAAGUGACCGCUCAAAUACAAAAGAUUGUAAAAGGUUUGCGCUCAUUGCUGUAGGGGGUCUUGGACCCUGGGAUGAGCCUUUGGAUUCUGGGGAAAUUUAUGAUUCUUUAUCAAAUAAAUGGGUGGAAAUCCAGAGGUUGCCUGCGGACUUUGGAGUUGUUUGUUCUGGGGUUGUUUGUAAUGGGAUGUUUUAUGUUUAUUCUGAAAUGGACAAGAUUGCAGGGUAUGACAUAGAAAGGGGCUACUGGGUUGGAAUCCAAACCGCUCCGUCCCCACCCCGUGUUCAUGAGUACUACCCAAAACUCAUAUCUUGUGAUGGCCGGCUGUUCAUGCUUUCUGUCUCCUGGUGUGAAGGGGAUGGUCAAAUAGGCAGGAGAAACAAAGCUGUUAGAAAGCUUUGGGAGCUAAAUCUCAUGUAUCUAACUUGGACUGAAGUUUCAAUACAUCCGGAUGCCCCAAUGGAUUGGAAUGCUGCAUUUGUGGCUGAUAGAAACCUGAUAUUCGGGGUUGAAAUGUUCAAAAUAUUUGGGCAGGUUUUAGACUUCAUGACUGUGUGUGAUGUGUCUGAUGCAACACCUAACUGGCGUCAUAUUUCGAGGAAUCACGCGGCUCAUGAACUGGAUGCUUCUUCGUGCAUGACAAAAUCAAUUGCAGUGGUACGUAUGUAAUGUCAUUUCCACACCGUGUACCUUGUGCAGAAAAGUUUGGGCAACUAUCUGCUCUCGUCUAGAGAUUUUGACUCUGCUUUGCGACAUGUUAUAUUCCUUCUCAAUUGAAUUCUUUGGUUAAUGAACUUGUAUUAUGGCGACUACAUGUGGCAUCUAUUUCUUGUUCAGAUUCUUAUUUAAGGUAUGCUUGCUAGGUCUCCUUGUAAUUUGUUCACAAUUAUUGAAAGAAAUUGACUCUGUAUUUAUCAUGGCAA
This is a messenger RNA of Cornus florida, 2506 nucleotides long. RefSeq names its product F-box/kelch-repeat protein At5g42350-like. Gene Ontology annotation, cellular component: SCF ubiquitin ligase complex. The transcript is spliced from 2 exons. Lineage: Eukaryota; Viridiplantae; Streptophyta; Magnoliopsida; Cornales; Cornaceae. The record is from RefSeq and is a predicted model, not a curated record. Bases 510 to 2252 code for a protein of 580 amino acids. Gene Ontology annotation, molecular function: protein binding.